Messenger RNA from Temnothorax curvispinosus, 976 nucleotides. RefSeq lists its product as uncharacterized. NCBI's taxonomy places the organism in Eukaryota, Metazoa, Arthropoda, Insecta, Hymenoptera, Formicidae. Bases 202 to 507 code for a protein of 101 amino acids. The record is from RefSeq and is a predicted model, not a curated record. The transcript is spliced from 4 exons.
AUCGAUCGCGUAACUUUUCCCCUAGGGCGGAAUGGUGAAAAGUGAACAUUUCCGGGUGAACUCGGCCAUUUUGCAAUCGUGUAAUUUUUCGUGGCGCCAAAAUGUGAACAUUUUCGCGUGAACUUUUUCGGCAGCAUCUUACAUUGCGGAAAUGUGAAAUAUCAGUGAAUUUCUGAGGUCCCUAACAUUAAUUUGCUCAAAAUGGCUGCCGCAUUGUUUGUUUUGAUUGCAGCAGACGAAGAAAGAACGAAAUUGCAACGUAUACGUAAAACUUUACGUGAUUUAUCAGACCCUUUUACAAUACAAGAGUCGCAAUUUCGUCUUCUGUACAGAUUAUCAAAAGAUGCGGUGAGGGAACUUUGUGCUCAAUUACGGCCAUAUGUUGAGCAAGAAGUGAGAGCAACAGCGAUACCAUUUGAGUUGAAGGCUCAUAUCAAAGAAGAAUUGGCCAAGACUUUUUAUCAUGUAUGUGCCAAUCCUCUAUUAGUAAAGUUGUUCACCAAGUAGUCGAAGGGUUGAACCAAAUUAUGGGAGAAUGGAUAAAAUUUCCUACGCAGCCACAUGAAAUGCAACAUAUUAAAGAGCAAUUUUGGGACAAUUGCCAAUUUUCUGGAGUAAUAGGUGUUGUUGAUGGAGUCCAUAUAGCGAUAUGGCCACCGGAAACGAUCAGGGAGCAUUUAUAUUUGAAUAGAAAGCUUUACCAUUCUUUGAACGUUAUGCUUGUGAGUGUAAUCAUGUUUCGUAAAAUAGCUACAGUAGAUUCAUCCAGAGUUAUAAAAUGUUAUGCUAAUCGGUCCAAUAUACUAAAAUUAACACUUCCGAAUUUCAAUUUUAGAUUAGUAAUUACAAUCUAUGGAUUUUGGCAGUUAAUGCAGGCCAUGGAGGCCGGACUCACGAUUCAAGGGUUUGGAAUGCUUCUGAAGUGUCCGUUCAUCUGGAAGAACAACACAGGAAUGGCAGGACGGGUACAUGGUUG